Molecule: messenger RNA, 1714 nt
Organism: Trachymyrmex septentrionalis
Lineage: Eukaryota; Metazoa; Arthropoda; Insecta; Hymenoptera; Formicidae
Gene: SerRS-m
Product: serine--tRNA ligase, mitochondrial
Exons: 4
Coding region: 329-1639 (436 amino acids)
Biological process (GO): mitochondrial seryl-tRNA aminoacylation
Cellular component (GO): mitochondrion
Molecular function (GO): serine-tRNA ligase activity; tRNA binding; ATP binding
Source: RefSeq, a predicted model, not a curated record
AUCAAGUGUCAAUUUUUAUCACGUGACCUUUUUUAACGCUGAAAAUUAGCGUCAAGCGUCAUCAUGAAAAGGCAUCUGAAGCGUCGUACUAUUUUGCAGCUGACAAAUUUCCUAACCUCAAUAAUCGAUAACUUUAACGUUUGAUAUCUUAGUUUUCGGAGCAGAGCGACACUUAUUUCCGCCAGAUUCUUUCGUUUCGUGCAAAAACGCGUCGAAUAAGUCUAAUUUUAUUAAUUUUUAGCCGCUCUAGCUAAACUAAUUAUUCCCAUUUUUAACACACAUUAUUGAAAUGAUAUAAACUGAUACAUUUGUAAUCUUUAAAUAUAAAAUGAGAAUUAAUCUUCAACAAAAUUUCAAGCAGUUUUGUAGGUCACGGCAUUUCUUGCUACAUACAUUACCCACAGAAACUCCAAAGAAAAAUAUAAUCAACACGAGAUUAUUUGUGCCAGAACCAGAAUAUGACAUAGAUUUUGUAUGCAAUCCUGCAAACCGUGAUAUUAUUUUCAGUAAUAUUAAAAAUCGAAAAGGUAUUGGAGAUAUUGAUAAAGUUCUCGAAUAUUCUGGCAAUGCCGAGAAGCAAGAAUUGCUUUUGCAAGAAUUAAGUAAAAUACCAAAUUGUACACAUCCUGCAGUAAUUGAGUACGGGGAUGAACCAAGAUUGCUAAAGAAAUGUGGCAGAAAACCACAAUUUGACUUUGAGCCACAAGAGUUUGCUGAACUUGCCACUAAUUUAAAAGCAAUAAGAACCCAUACACUUGGUCCUGUUACCGGACAAAGAAGCUAUAUACUUUUAGGAGAUUUAGCAGAAUUGGAAGAAGCAUUAGUUCAGUAUACACUUAGAAGAUUGAUGAAGCAUGGAUUUAAAUUAUUGUCAGUACCUGACAUCAUUCUUACUGAAAUAAUCGAAAGAUGUGGUUUAAUAGUGAAUAAUAAUCGGACUUUAGUAUACAAUUUAGAUUCUCAUUAUGAUGAUAAUUAUAGUUUAUCUGGAACUGCAGAAAUGUCAUUAGCUAGCAAAUUGAUGAAUACUAUAAUUUCCUAUGACACACUACCAAUGAAAUUGGCCGCUGUCAGCCGAUGCUAUCGUGCAGAGGGUUCAGGUUCUCUAGAUGAAAGAGGAAUCUAUAGAGUUCAUCAAUUUACUAAAGUGGAAAUGUUUGUUUGCUCCAAACCAAAUCAAUCUGAGGAAGUGUUUCAAGAUCUUCAAAAUAUACAAGAGGAAUUGUUCUCUUCAUUAGGAUUGCACUUUCAAAUAAUGGAUAUGCCAUCACUUGAUUUAGGUUCAUCAGCUUAUAGGAAAUGUGAUAUGGAAGGUUGGAUGCCUGCAAGAAAAUUGUAUGGUGAAUUAUCCAGUUGUAGUAAUUGCACGGAUUAUCAGUCAAGGCGCCUCAAUAUUAAAUAUAGAACGAAAGAUGGAAAUACAGCUCACGUGCAUACACUAAAUGGAACUGCGUGCGCGAUACCUCGCAUGUUAAUCGCAUUGUGCGAAACAUAUCAAACAAGACAUCAUCGUAUCACUGUGCCAAAUGAGUUGGUGCCUCUGAUGAAGGGUAAAACACUCAUUAAAAAGCAACCAAUCGCAGAUAUGAGAAUUUACAAAUAUAAACAAAAAUUAAAUGUAAAAGAAAAAGCUGGAUAAAGUAUAAAUAUUGCAACUAUUGCCUAUGAAUGAAUACUGUGAUCGUAGGUUGAACACAUUUCUUUUCUAAAUCAA